Acipenser ruthenus (sterlet) is the source of this 820-nucleotide messenger RNA. RefSeq names its product cell division cycle-associated protein 7-like. NCBI's taxonomy places the organism in Eukaryota, Metazoa, Chordata, Actinopteri, Acipenseriformes, Acipenseridae. Bases 92 to 820 code for a protein of 242 amino acids. The record is from RefSeq and is a predicted model, not a curated record. The transcript is spliced from 6 exons.
AUACCCCACUUGGAGGACGCUGCAAUCGAGGCUGGCUGUAUUACAGUAAGCAGAACCGAAGACAGCGUGAUCAUGGGACCGGGACAAGAACAUGAGGAGUGUAGAUUGGGCAUGGACAGUCUUUCCAUGGAACUGGCUGCUAUUUUCGUGGAAGACUCUGACGACGAGAACAAUAAGACUUUCCUACGGGUUUUCUGAAGCCGAGCUGAGUGGUUCGGAUUACCAGUCAAGCUCUGACAAUGACAGUGAGGGCCCGGGAUGCUUGCAGAGUCAGGAUGAUGGUCCUCCACGCCGCUUCAACCUCAAGGUGGCGCUGCGACUGCCAGCUCGCAGGCUGAAGGAGGAGGAGGAUGAGGAGAAAGAGAACCGCCCUCCUCCUCAUCCCCACGCUCCCGACCCCGUGAUGAGUCACUCCGACUCGGACUCAGACCAGGAGUCCCACCGUGGCUUCCUGGAAAAGAGAGCCAUGAACAUCAAGGCUAACAAAGCCAUGCUUGCUCAGUUGAUGGCAGACCUUCACAAGAUGCCAGGAUUGAUGAUCCCUCCCAAGCCUGCAGCACGGGGUUCUCCCAGCAAGCUGAAGCGAGCCCCACGGUCCUCGAUGGCAGGGCAGGGGGGCGCGAGGAGGAACCCCGAGAGAACGGUCCCGCAGACCACACCCGCUCCAUGGGCUGCAUGGACAGGACCCCCCUCCCCCGACGAGCAGAGCGGUCUGCAGCGCAGCAUUGAGGAUGAGCUGCUGGAGGUGAGGGAAAGCUACUACACCUUUGUCAUUCAGGAAACUGAUUUUAUGGCUGCAAGUUUUGCCAUCACCGUCUAG